CAGCAGCUUCGUGUGAACCAGGAGCCGCAGGGUCACCUUUCCUCUCCCAGUGCUCCCAGUGCUCCCAGUCCCCGGCGCUGCUCCUCACUCCGCACCGGGACAUCACACCUUCUCCUCGGGCCGACGGUGGUGUCGCCCGUGUCUCCGCCUCCGCCACAGAGGGGUGUCAGGGGCCGGCAGCUGUGCGCGCCGGGCGGGGUGCUGCUGCUAGCUGCUCGCUGAUAAGAGAUAACCCGGGCGAAGACGCCUGUGAAGCCGAGAUAAAACCGACUUUAACGGUCACAAGUCGACGAUGCACCGGGGGCAGGCUCGGCAGCUGGACGGCUGUUGAGGCGGUGUGUUGACCUGAGGGCGGCGGAGCGGACAUGGACCUUGCACCACCUCGACACCACUUGUUUAUUAUCCCCGGUUAAUGUCUCUGACUCUUGUUUAGCUCGCAUCUGGGACUAUGUGGCUGUUAGUCCGCACGGCAGGCUGCACACACGGAGGGCAUUUGUCCCGACUGAGGCUGACCCAGGCCAGGGGGCUGUCACAGGGGCUCCGCCGGACCCUCUCAGCGGACCCCCGGAGGAGGAGCGGGGCUAGCUCCUCACUCCACCCGGUCGCCAGGCCCCUCACCUCGGUCCUGCCCCGCAGCUCGCUCUCCAUACUCUGCUUACACACGUCCGGGUCCACAGCCCGAGCCCGGGCAGUCACACGCACACCUGUCGCCUUCGCAAGCUCCUCAGCCGCCUCCUCGUCCUCCUCGUCCUCAUCUUCCUCCCCGGCCACCCAGCCGGACCCGGACAGGGAACAGACGCCGACCACCGUCCCUCUGGAGGAUGUGAAGAGGAUUGUGGGACUCGCUCAUCCAGAGAGAUGGAGACUGGCAGCUGCUUUUGGAUUCCUAACUGUCUCCAGUGCAGUCACCAUGUCAGCACCGUUCCUCCUCGGUAAAGUGAUCGACACCAUAUACACCACUGGAACAGACACAGAGGCGAUGACGGCUUCCCUGACGUCAUUAUGCAUCAUGCUGACGGGAGCGUUCCUGUGUGGUGGAGCAGCGAACGCAGCCAGAGUCUACCUCAUGCAGCUCUCAGGUCAGCGGAUUGUUAGUAAUCUCAGAACCUCCGUCUUCUCCUCCAUUCUCAGACAGGAAGUGGCAUUUUUUGACCGGAACAGGACCGGGGAGCUUAUCAACCGCCUCUCUGCUGACACAGCCGUAGUGGGGCGCUCAAUCACAGACAACCUUUCAGACGGUCUGAGAGCUGUCGCCCAGGCAGCUGCUGGUGUCAGUAUGAUGUUCUAUGUCUCCCCCAGUCUUGCGAGCUUUGUGUUGAUGAUUGUUCCUCCUCUGGCCGGGCUUGCGGUCGUCUAUGGUCGAUAUCUUCGCACCAUCUCCAAACGCACGCAGGACGCACUCGCACAAGCUACAGAGUUGGCGGAGGAGCGCAUCAGCAACCUGCGGACGGUCAGGGCUUUUGGUAAAGAGCUGUCAGAGGUCAGCACAUACGCAGAGAAGACAGACCAGGUCCUCAGCCUGGCCAGGAAGGAAGCUUUGCUACGAGCUGGUUUCUUUGGAGUGACUGGUCUCAGUGGUAACUUCAUGAUCCUGUCAGUGCUCUACAAAGGAGGUCUUCUGAUGGCCAGCCAGCACAUGACUGUGGGAGAGCUGUCAGCGUUCCUCAUGUACACCUUCUGGGUGGGCAUCAGUAUCGCAGGACUGAGUUCAUUCUACUCUGAGCUGAUGAAGGGUUUCGGAGCAGGAACCCGACUUUGGGAGCUGCUGGACAGAAAGCCUGAGUUUCCUCUCAACGAGGGUCUAGUUCUCCCUGCAGACCAGCUGAAGGGUGAGCUGCAGUUCUGUGAUGUCUCUUUUGCAUACCCGACCCGAAAAGAGGCUCUUAUUUUCCAGAACCUUAGUCUGCUGGUCCCAGCUGGAACCAUCAUGGCAGUGGUGGGAUCCAGUGGGUCUGGAAAAUCGACCCUGGUCUCGCUGCUGCUCAGACUGUACAACUCCGAUGGAGGUAUCAUCACCAUAGAUGGUCAUGACAUCAGGGAUCUAAAUCCCUAUUGGCUCAGGCGUCACAUUGGAACUGUCAGCCAGGAGCCAGUGCUGUUCUCUUGCUCAAUCAGGGAUAAUAUAGCGUACGGUGCAGAUUUCCCCAAAGCUGUGGCCACAGAGGACAUCUACAGAGCAGCCAGAGAUGCUAACGCCUAUGAUUUCGUUCAGGCUUUUCCUGAUGGCUUCGACACUAUAGUGGGGGAGAAAGGAGUGCUGCUGUCAGGUGGUCAGAAGCAGAGGAUAGCCAUAGCCAGAGCUUUGCUCAAGAAUCCAAAGAUCCUUCUUUUAGACGAGGCUACCAGUGCACUGGAUGCUGAGAAUGAGUUCCUUGUCCAGGAGGCAUUGGAGCGCCUGAUGGAAGGGAGAACGGUCAUGAUCAUCGCUCACCGUCUGUCCACCAUCAAGAAUGCGAACGCUGUGGCGGUGCUAGAUCAGCGCCGCGUGGCCGAGUGUGGUCAGCACACAGAGCUGCUAGGCAAUAGGGAAGGGCUGUUCAGAAAACUGAUGGAGAAACAGACAUUUCUGCAGGAGGAACAGAAACAAGCUCUGCGCUGAGAGGACGGUGAGUAGAGACACAUGGAAUCAGAGGCGGAGGAAAUCUGGAGGUGAAGUCAGUGGCCUCGCUCCACAAUGGGAUGAAAUGCUCCCUGAAGACGGAGGAGGAGGAGAAAGAGGAACAAAGAAAUUCUAUUAUUUUUCCUGGAAUGGAGAGAGAUGGAUAAAACGCUGAAGGAAAUCAGAGGAGGACUAGAGAUGGGAGAUGUGGAAGCCACUGAGAAACAUAAAGGGAUUCUCUUCAAUGCUUUGAGUCCCUUCACCACUGGAAUGACUAUGUAGCAUCACAUAAAGACCUAGUUGUAAUGGAAACCCAGGGUAAUCCACAGUGAAGACAUAAGAACUGAAACAUGGAUCAGUGAAGUUAUAGAGAGACUUUCUUUUGAUAAUAUAUUUUUAUUCUACACUGAAAUAAUGAGACCCGGAGAGAGGCUGAGUGUGAAAACGAGACAGGAUGAAGACGGACACUCCUCAAACUCGAGGCUCAUGGAUUUAAAUCACUGUCACUACUGAGGCUUUGAAGAGAAGCUCCAAUCCAGGUUUAACUAGAAGGGCACUCACAGAGGGAAAAACCUCCGCCAAGGCUAAUGCCAUAUUCUGUCAUGUUAAAGAAAUUGGUUCCUGUUCUUAAUUUCCCACCCUGUCAAAAAAGUUUUUUUGUGUAAUCCUGUUUACAGACAAACAGCAACGAGAGCUUCAUUGGUGCAGGUAAUUAUUCAGACCAACAAAAAACAAACCUAUUUCAUUUUAUGAGAUGUGACACUUCAAUUUGUUGUCACUUUUACGAUUUUCAUAACUAAAUUGGAAAACAGUCAGUCUAGGAUGUUGGAUACAAGUGUCUAUGUAGCACAGAUUUUACUUCUCAGAGCUUCUUCCUGCCAUUUUGAAUUGGAAACAAGACAAAUUAAGCAGAUAUUCAUAAUUUUUUACUCUGUGCUGUCAAGGACAACACUAGUCUGACAUAGCGUGAUUAAUGCACUGUACGCACAUUUGUUGGGGGAAAGAAGAGCAGCAGUACAAAAAGUCUCAUGGGACUUACUGUCUAGUUUCCUUGCCUUGGAUUUAAGUGCCAGCCCUGAAAAAUGUCAUCAUCAUCCCUUCACCUUUUUAUCUUUUUCCAAAAAGAGCAAAACCUGUGACUUUCUUGCUCUUGACAUUAAAUUAUGGAAAAGCUGAAACAAGCAUUAGAUCAUGCGAGUGUCAUCUGACCUGAUUAUAUUGUGACAUGUUGUCCCCUCCAUGCCCUUAUAAAGUGUGCGUGUGUACACUUGGCCUUCAUUAAAGUCUAUUCAAACAGCUCUUAAACCCCCUACAUGUCGGCCUCCGCGCUUUUGAGCCGGUUAAAUAUUAUCGCUGGCUCUGAGAGUCCGACUUAGGAGUAAUGAUUCUCCUCAGUAACUAUUUGGCUCGUAAAAAAAACAGUUUACCGCUCAGAGAGUGGAUUUUCUUGUCUUGUUUACACCACACAUGCAAAUGCCUUGAGCUGCGCUCUGUGACCUUAAAGUAAGUCCAGAUUCGGUUGUUUCUAGAAUUGCACAUCAGGAACAACCCAGCUAUGUUUGGUUGCUGUCGUGUUGUAUAUGUUGAACAAGCGUCCUUUGUUUAGGAUCCGAAACUUGAAUCUUUGUGGAUGUAACUUUUUAUCCACAAUUUGAGGGCAGCGAUUUGUGGAAUUAAAACAACACUGAUCACUGAUUAUCAGCCGCUUUAUUGUCUCACUAUGGUCAUUAUACUUUGGUUCUUGUUUUUGUAUAUUAAUUUAUUACAGUGCUUAGAUUGUAUAUCAGUUAACAUAUUCUUUAAAGGCUGAUUUAUUAUGGGCAGUUUUCCAAUAGUUUUAUUCUCUUUAUUUGUAUGUCUUGUUAUUUCAACAAUAAGACAAACAGUUUUGACUUAACAUUUAUAAACUAAAUCUCACUUCCAGUGAUGCCAUGACCAUCAUCUGUUACCAUCACUUCUUAUGUUUCGUCUCCAGUGUCUCCUCCACCCAUUUAUGUAACCCAAACUUUAAUCCACUGCAUUCAUCAAUUAUUAUAAAUCACACAGGACAGCAAACUCGUAUGAUUGUUAUGUAUGUGUUGAGUAAUAAAUAAUAUGACCUUCA
Messenger RNA from Limanda limanda (common dab), 4703 nucleotides. RefSeq names its product ATP-binding cassette, sub-family B (MDR/TAP), member 10 (gene abcb10). The transcript is spliced from 14 exons. Gene Ontology annotation, molecular function: ABC-type oligopeptide transporter activity; ATP hydrolysis activity; ATP binding. Bases 449 to 2599 code for a protein of 716 amino acids. Gene Ontology annotation, biological process: transmembrane transport. Lineage: Eukaryota; Metazoa; Chordata; Actinopteri; Pleuronectiformes; Pleuronectidae. The record is from RefSeq and is a predicted model, not a curated record. Gene Ontology annotation, cellular component: membrane.